Symbiodinium sp. CCMP2456 is the source of this 2282-nucleotide messenger RNA. The record is from the annotation of a GenBank genome assembly. Lineage: Eukaryota; Dinophyceae; Suessiales; Symbiodiniaceae.
GACUUUUCACGCAAUCGCUCCGCGAACUGCAAGCGCUGACCGAUCGUGUGUUCUCGUUCCUCCUCGUGGCCCAGUGGGCCGCGGCGAUCGUCUGCGCGUUGACGCUCUCGCCUCGGGCCUGGGUCGGGUCGCAGAGCUCCCCUCACAUCCAUCUCGUCGUUGCCUUGCUCGUCGGCGGGCUGCUGACGGUCUUUCCUGUCUGGCUCGCGCGGAAUCGCAGCGGUGAGUAUCUGACCCGUUUAGUGAUCACCGCGGCGCAGAUGAUGUUCUCGGCGCUCUUGAUCCACCUGAUGGGGGGACGCAUCGAGGCCCACUUCCACAUCUUUGGCUCGCUCGCGCUACUAUCGUUCUACCGCGACUUUCGCGUGUUUGUCCCGGCGGUUGUGCUCAUCCUCAGCGACCACCUCUUCCGCGGCGUCUAUUGGCCCCAAUCGGUCUUUGGAGUCAGCGAGCCGGCGCUCUUUGAAGCCUUGGAGCACGGCGGGUGGGUGCUGUUCGAGACGGCGUUUCUGGUGUGGGGCAUCGCCCAAAGCCGCGACCACCUGUGGCGAAUGGCGGAGCUCCAGGCCUCGCUAGAAGAAGAACGCGACACGCUCGAGGCCCGGGUCGAGCGCCGGACCGAGCAGCUCGCCGAAGCCCGUGACUACUUGGCGAACGUCAUCGACUCGCUCGACGCCCGGGUCUGUAUCCUCGACGAACGCGGCGUGAUCCUCUCGACCAACGCGGCGUGGCGCCGCUUCGGAGAACGCUUCGCGUCGGAUGCGAUGCGGCUCGGCGAAGGCGUCGACUACCUCCGCUUCUGCGACGAAUCCACGGGCUCCGCCGCCUCCGACGCCCGGAAGCUCGCCGCCGGGCUGCGUGAAAUCAUGGAGGGGUCGGACGAAUGCUUCGUCAUGGAGUACCCCUACCGCGAAGCGGGUCAGGAAUUCUGGUACCAAGUCCGAGCCUGCCCAUUCGCCGGAGCGGGCGCCGGCGGAGCGGCGGCGGUCGUCGCGCAUGUUGACGUGACGGACCGUGUCAUCGCGACAAAGUCAUCGCAAGAAGAGGCCCGUCGCGCCGCCGACCUGGCGCAGAUCGUCACCGAGUCUCCCAACGAAGUCUACAUCUUCAACCAGAUCGACCUCCGCUUCGUGGUCGUGAACGAAGGCUCCAUCCGCGCCACCGGGUAUACGCGUGAAGAGCUGUUGGGGAUGACGCCGAUCGACCUCAAGGCCGAUGCGGACGUCCGAUCCUUCCGGCAACGCCUCGAGCCGCUCGUCCGCGAUAAGGUGAAGGUGCUCGAUUUCCAGGCGACGCACUGCCGCAAAAACGGCGUGUCCUAUCCCGUUCAAGUGUCGAUGCACGCCGCGGUGUUUCAUAGCACGCCCGUCUAUGUCGCCUUCGUCACCGACCUCACCGAGGUCCGGCGCCUCGAGGGUCGGCUCGCUCAGUCGCAGAAGCUCGAGUCGAUCGGACAACUCGCCGCGGGCAUCGCGCACGAGAUCAACACGCCCAUGCAGUGCGUGUCGAACAACGUCGAGUUUCUGCAAGAGUGCCAUCAGCGCUUGUUCGAUCUCGUGGAUCGACUCGUCAAGACGCUCGACUCGCCGGCACGGUCUUGGGACGAUCGCAAGCAAUCGGUCCGCAGCCUGAUUGACGAAUCCUACUACAACCGAGUGGCGGCGAUGGCGCCGUCGGCGAUCAACGAAGCGGCCGAGGCCUCGCGACGCGUCAUCGAGAUUGUCCGCGCGAUGAAGGUCAUGUCCCAUCCGGGGACCCAUGACUUCGUCGAUUCCGACCUCAACGACGGGAUCCGUAACGCGGCGACGAUCGCACGCAACCGCUGGAAGUACGUCGCGGAGGUGGAGUUCGACCUCGACGAGGCGUUGCCGCAUGUCCCCGUUCUGCCGGCGGAGCUGAACCAGGUCUUCCUCAACCUGAUCGUCAACGCCGCCGACGCCAUCGCCGAGAAGAACGGCGAAAACGGCCCUCUCGGCGUGAUCACGCUCCGCACCCGCUACGAGAGUGAAUCGGUCCGCAUCGAGAUCGCCGACAACGGUCCGGGUGUGCCGGAAGCGAUCCGCGAGCGCAUCUUCGAUCCCUUCUUUACCACCAAAGACGUCGGCAAAGGGACCGGUCAGGGCCUCGCCAUCUCCUACGACGCGGUCGUCAACAAACACCACGGCACAAUCGACUUCGUGUCGACCGUGGGCGAGGGGACAACGUUUGUGGUGUGCCUGCCAUUGAGCGUGGAAGCGCCGGAAGAGUCGACCGAGGCGCCCGCGCUCUUCAGCGAAGCGUAG